Myzus persicae (green peach aphid) is the source of this 3036-nucleotide messenger RNA. RefSeq names its product F-box/LRR-repeat protein 6 (gene Fbl6). The coding region runs from base 1 to 2460 and encodes 819 amino acids. Gene Ontology annotation, molecular function: protein binding. The record is from RefSeq and is a predicted model, not a curated record. Gene Ontology annotation, biological process: SCF-dependent proteasomal ubiquitin-dependent protein catabolic process. Lineage: Eukaryota; Metazoa; Arthropoda; Insecta; Hemiptera; Aphididae. Gene Ontology annotation, cellular component: SCF ubiquitin ligase complex. The transcript has 7 exons.
AUGGAUAAUUUUAACAUACCAUUGCUGAAGCCGAGUGAAAUGGAUAAUAGCAACAAUUGUUUUAUCAGUGAUCCAUCUCUAUUUUCCCAUUUGGAAAUAGACCAAGAUCAUGAAUGUCUUAAACAGUUUUUAUUGGAUCAAGAUAAAACAACUCAUCAUCCACCACUUCAUGUUCCAAAUUUUGAUCCACUAUCAUACAAUAACAUGUUGCAUCCUAACAAUAACAUGAUACAGGAUGUAUAUCGAAACCGAUUAGACUCAAAUCAGUUACUGAGUCAGAGUUUUAAUAAGGAUAACUCAAAUUUUAUGAAUGAUUCUUAUGGUGGUUAUACUGUACUAACGCCAAAUCCUUCACCGAUGGCUUUUAAUUACAACCCUCAACCAUUAAGUUCCAACUUUAAUUCAAUGGACACAAGUUCUUCGGUCUUACCACUUCCUGGCUUUGACCCUUCUACAAUGACAAAUCAUGUAGACACCUUCAUACCUUCAGUUAAUACAGGACCAUCAACCUUGCCUGAUUUUAGUAAUAGGCAAAUAAGAAAUGAUCAGUAUUCUCCUGGUAUAUCUCCAACUAUUGCCAGCUUCCCUACACCUGUUAGUGUGUCUGAUAGUCCAGGUGCAGGAGCUCUUAGUGCAUCACCUAUGUGCAACGGAGAAAAUUCUAGCUUAAGUGACAGUGUCAUUAGUCCUGCUACUACACAAAGGACUGGCAGUGAGCGGUCUGUAGAAACAAAUCCACGAUCAAUUGAAAGUGUAUCAAGUGAUUUAUGUUCACCUAGAGUUGAUUUAGAAUCUUUAAUCAUACAACCUCAACCUACUCCAAUUAUUACUAAUGGAGAGGUUCCCAAGACUUUAAUUACUCCACCAUCAGUUAUACCAAAAUCUGCAAUUGUCAAAGGUGUAACCCUAACUAAAUCUGGAAAACCUCGCAAACGACGUUCUGCUCCCAAAGACAAACCAGUUAAGCCAAAAAAACCACCCGCAGGCUCAAUGUAUCAUAGUGAAAUUGCUGAAAAUGGUGGUAUUAAACUAAAAAUAUCAUUAACUGCUAUGCCACAAAAAAAGAAACGAAAAAGUAGGAAGAAAUCAGAUGAAAGUAAAACAAUGCAAUGUGAUGAACCAGCUGAACAAAGUUUAUGGGGUUAUCAACUACCAGAACCUAUACUAUUUGAAAUUUUUCGUUUAGCAACUAAAGAUGAAGGAUGCAUUCCGUUUCUUGUCAGAGUGUCUCAGGUGUGUAGGUUUUGGCGUAUGGUUGCGUCUGAUCCAUUACUUUGGACUAAUAUUGACUUAGCCGGACGAUGGGUUUCAAAAAAUCCUAUAAGGAAUGAUAUUAACUUUAGAUGGCUUUGUGAAAACCGACUUGCCAGAGUACAGGAACUCAAUUUAGGUGGUUGGCAGUUUACUGGCAUUCCUGUUAUACUAGAUAAAAUUAGCACCUCAUGCUUAGAUCUACGAGGAUUGAGUUUGACAGGUUGGGAAGGUCUCAGUUUGGAUAAUGUUCGGUUUAUCAUCACCAACUGUCACAAACUGGAACGAAUAGAUUUAUCGGGAAUAAAUGCUCAACAUAGCAGUGGUAAAAGUGGAGUGUGUUUAAACUCUCUGAUGUUCCUGACAAAACACAUGGGCCAAAGAUUGACACACUUAAAUUUGGCCGAUAAUCGUCUUUCGGGGAUUACUCAAUUAGUCAAUUCUUUAGCUACGCACUGCCCAAAUCUUCAAUCUUUGGAUUUGACUAAAGUCCGGAUGGUUGGUAAUACAGGAAAUCUUCAUAUUGAACGUUUACAAGAAGGAUGUCCAAAAUUGCGUGUACUACGAAUGUCUACUAGCCAACUAUGUCUCAGUAAUGUUCCAUUAAAUGAGCAAGCCUUAUCUCCUGGUUUUCCACUUUUGGAAGAAUUAAGCGUUGCUACAAUUUCUAAUGAUCUAAAUGUCUCUGGACAACCAUUUAUCGAUGAUCAAGCCCUUGAAAGGAUAUUAAAAACUUCGCAUAAAUUGUAUGUGCUUGAUGUUAGAGGAUGUACUAAAGUAACAGAUUCAAGUCUAGUUAGGAUACCUGCAUGGGAUUUAACCCACCUGUAUUUAUCAGGAUCUUUUGUUACUCGAGUAUCGGAUUCUGGCCUUGAUCUGAUAUGUAAAAAGUGGAGUCAUAGUCUCGUAGAAAUUGAUCUCUCAUGGUCAACCAACACUACCAUACUGGAUGCGGCUGUUUUUGCAAUUUCAGAACAGGGAGACAAAUCUAUGCUUAGAAAAAUGGAUCUUACUGGUUCGUCUGUUAGUCUGGAACCAGUAAAAGCUGUAUUAAAUAAUUGUCACCGUCUCAGCGCCUUGAACUUAGCAUCCUGCCGAGGCCUACCUAGAGGCAUCAAAAGGCUAUACAAAGGUCACUCAUUGACUGAAUUACGAGCACAGCUUAAUAAACCUGAUUCAUCUCAAGAAUCUGAAGAUGGAGGCGGCUAAAGUUAACAUUAAGGUACCUUCCAUUUCUUUUUUUUACUGUUUUUAUUUAUUUAUUUUUUUUUUUAUUACUUUUUUACAUGUUAUGUUUAAACAAUUCAGAGAUUGUUGUUCAAUGUGAUAGUUAUAAAUUUACAUUAAUAUUAUUAUUUUUUUUUAAAUAUUAUUAUUAAUUAUUCUGCCCGAUAUAUUAAGUUAUAGUACAAAUUAAAAAAAUUACAUUUUUUCAUAUUAUUUUUCUCCAAGAAAAAAUUUAAACAAAACAUAAUAUAACCGUAUAUUGAUAUCCUUUUUCGUUGAUUUGUCCACUUUAAUUUUAUAUAAUGUUAUAGAUUUUAUUUCAAAACCAUUAGAUGUAUUAUAAAUAUAAAGUUAAUUACAUGUUUUUAUAUAUAUUUCUAAAGUAAUAAGUCAAUUACAAUAUAUGGCUUUGGAUGCUAUUUAACUUAUUUUGUCAAAGAUAAAAUCAUGUUUGUCUAUAGAUUUGUAUUCUGUGUCUGUUAGAAGUCAAGCCCCUUUGAGUAAUUUUGUGGGUUAUCUCCACAGUGUACAAGCAGUAUUAUUUCUUUCUAAUUAAAA